GCGGCUUUUUUCCGGUAACGGCGACUCCCGACAGAGAAGGCCGGAAAUUGCUCUGUCAGGGGCCCGGGGGUUGCUCCAGCGCGUGCUGUUCACUGCUUGACCACUGCUUGCUAAGAUCGUGUUUCACUUUCGGGCAAAAGCCUGCUCAAAAUGCAAAGUGAGAACCUGCAACCAGUAAAUUACUAUGUCGGACUUGAUGUUGGCACAGCAAGUGUCCGUGCGGCUUUGGUAGACCAGUUUGGCACGGUCGUGGCUUAUGCAGACCAGCCAAUUCAAAUUUGGGCACCACAACCUGACUAUUAUGAACAAUCCUCUGAUGACAUCUGGGCAGCUUGUUGUAUAGUCACAAAGAAAAUUACCCAAGGGAUAGAUAUUUCCCAGAUUCGAGGACUUGGCUUUGAUGCUACCUGUUCCCUUGUUGUUUUGGAUAGCCAUUUUCAUCCUUUGGCAGUCAACUCUGAAGGAGAACACAAAAGAAACAUCAUCAUGUGGAUGGACCAUCGUGCAGCUAAUCAAGUAGCACGCAUCAAUGAGACGCAGCAUAAUGUGUUGUGCUUCGUUGGUGGUGUGAUGUCAGUUGAGAUGCAGCCACCUAAAUUGCUGUGGAUGAAAGAAAAUUUGCGAGAGUCUUGCUGGGAAAAGGCAGGGUACUUCUUUGAUCUUCCGGAUUUCUUAUCAUGGAAAGCAACAGGUGCCACAGCAAGGUGAUAUUUCUUGAUCGGCGC
Python bivittatus (Burmese python) is the source of this 725-nucleotide messenger RNA. The record is from RefSeq and is a predicted model, not a curated record. Lineage: Eukaryota; Metazoa; Chordata; Lepidosauria; Squamata; Pythonidae.